AUGCUGCAGACUACGGGGGAGGCUGUUGUUGCUGCAGCGGGAGCAGCCGAUGCAGCAGAUGCUGAAUCGCAGCAACACCAGCGCCCCCGAGGUGAAGCAACUGCAACAUUGAAGACACACUCGAACAGUUUGAUCCUUGCUGCUGCUGCUGUCGCUCGGUGCCUGCAGUAUCGCAACAGCAGUGCCCCGCAGGUGCGUUGGGGUGUGCUCGCUCUACUUGCUCGGCUGUAUGACUCAGCUGCACUUUUCUUUUCGCGGUGCAGCGGCCUUCCAGUAGCAGGAAGUGCGACGGGGACCUUAACCACAGAGCAGGUCAGACUGAUAUUGAUGCUGAAACAUCUGACGCUGCUGCAGCACCAGCAGCGGCAGCUGUUGCCCAAAGCGGGCCGCGACUUGUGCCACGUCACACAGCAGCACAGCACAGCUGAAGCGGUGCCGGCGAUUCGCGGAUUGUGCUGCUGCGUUUAA
Messenger RNA from Eimeria mitis, 468 nucleotides. RefSeq lists its product as uncharacterized. The coding region runs from base 1 to 468 and encodes 155 amino acids. The record is from RefSeq and is a predicted model, not a curated record. The transcript has 2 exons. Lineage: Eukaryota; Apicomplexa; Conoidasida; Eucoccidiorida; Eimeriidae.